Molecule: messenger RNA, 1206 nt
Organism: Gastrolobium bilobum
Lineage: Eukaryota; Viridiplantae; Streptophyta; Magnoliopsida; Fabales; Fabaceae
Product: U-box domain-containing protein 26-like
Exons: 1
Coding region: 1-1206 (401 amino acids)
Biological process (GO): protein ubiquitination
Molecular function (GO): ubiquitin protein ligase activity
Source: RefSeq, a predicted model, not a curated record
AUGAAUGAAUUUGAAGAUACCAUUCCCCACUUAUUCAGAUGCCCGAUCAGUUUAGAUUUGUUUGAAGAUCCUGUAACUUUAUGCACGGGCCAAACCUAUGACAGGUCAAGCAUAGAAAAAUGGCUGGCUGCAGGUAACUUCACAUGCCCUGUCACAAUGCAGAAGCUUCAUGAUCUAUCCUUUGUUCCAAAUCACACUCUUCGCCACUUGAUCGAUCAGUGGCUUCAACUGAGUCUCCAAUUUGACCCUGGUAACUCUGCAACUGCAACUAUCUAUUCUUUAGCUGCUCUGAAACGCACCCUUGAAUCUCAUGAGAGCAACUUCGAGAACAAGCUUCAAGCACUUGAGAAAAUCAGUGUCUUAUCUGAUGAGUAUUGUUCUUUUAAGAAAUCAUGUUUCCUCCAAUUGGAUUUCUUACCACUACUCUUGGAACUAGUUUUUGGAAGAGUAGAUGCUCAAGUAUUAAAAAAUCACAUGGUGUUUAUAGAGCUAGCACUUUGUUGCAUUCUAAAAUUGCUUCCUCUAGGUAGUUUGGAUCCUCUAAAUAUGAUCAAAGAUGAGUCAAAAUUAGCCACAUUUAUUCUAUUAUUUCAAAAGGGAACUAGCUCGGUUAAGAUUAGCUUGUGUCAUCUUAUAGAGUCAGCAUCAUCAUCUCAGACAGAAGAGUUAUGUUGUGUUCUUGGAAACUCUCGCGUACUAGUGCAUGAGAUUGUUCUAGUUGCUAGCCAAAAUUGUGAGGCUUCUGAGGAUGCAAUUAAAGGCUUAUCUGCACUGUGUUCUUUGCAAUGUAACAGAGAGAGUUUAGUGAGAGGAGGAGCAAUAGAUGGGAUCAUAACAUACAUUUCCUCAUCAGGUUCUGAAAGAAGAAAGAAGAAGUUGGCACCACUGGCAAUGGCAACAGCAGAGAAACUUUUGGAGCUAGAAAGUGCUAAAGUGGCAUUGGUGAAUCACCCAAAUGGUAUUGAAACUCUGGUGAAUAUGGUUUUCAGGGUAUCUGAUCAAGAAAGAAGUGAAAGUGCUGUUGAGCUACUUUUAAUUGUUUGUGGUGAUUUUGGGCGUGCAAGAGAGGAAGCCAUUGGGGCCGGAGUUUUGACUCGGUUGCUAUUGCUUCUGCAGAGUCAGUCUAGUACCACAACAAAAUCAAAGGCAAGAAUGCUGCUCAAAUUGCUAAGAAACAAGUGGAAUGAAGAGCCAAAGCAGACGUAG